Boeremia exigua is the source of this 2175-nucleotide messenger RNA. RefSeq names its product P-loop containing nucleoside triphosphate hydrolase protein. Gene Ontology annotation, cellular component: nucleus. NCBI's taxonomy places the organism in Eukaryota, Fungi, Ascomycota, Dothideomycetes, Pleosporales, Didymellaceae. Gene Ontology annotation, molecular function: ATP binding; nucleic acid binding. The transcript is spliced from 2 exons. The record is from RefSeq and is a predicted model, not a curated record. Bases 1 to 2175 code for a protein of 724 amino acids.
AUGCCGGCACCUCUUUUCAGGCGCUUCGUACCACCAACCCCGGCGACUGCAGAACAUUCGUCUGCGCCUGCAUCCUCGCCUGUGCCCGUGCAUGCGCCUAUUGGGCUUCCCGCCGAAGUUGCUGCGCCAAAGAAAGAAAAGAAAUCGAAGAAGAACACCAAGGCCGUAGAAGGUGUCGCAGCACCAACAGAUGCUCAGGAGGAUGUUGUCAUGGAGGACGUAACCCCUGGGCCACCAAAGGCGAUCAAGAAAUCGAAAAAGAGGAAGAGUGAAGUGAUUGAAGACCAAGAUGGGCAAGAUGAAGAAGUUUCCAAGAAACACAAGGCUGUUUUCUCGAAGUUCGAGAAGGCUUCAAAGUUGGCAGAACUUAGGAAAGACCAACAGGAGGCAGAUACUGAAGAGCCUGAAGAAGAGCUCCACGAUCUCGAGCCUAUGCCGCAGCCAGCGCUCGUUCCUGAACCUGAGUUCGCGCCAUCUUUCUCUACCCUGCCCUCAUGGCUCGCCCAGCCUAUUACGGUCGAUGCCUCCAAAACCACACCUUUCGAAGAGCUCGGCACACAGCCAUACUAUGUCAAAAGACUGGAGAAAUUAGGGUUCAAGAAUGCGCUUGCUGUGCAGACUGCAUUGCUGCCCAUGCUUCACAACGGCUUCGAGCAGCAUCUGGGCGACAUCUGCGUUUCUGCAAAGACGGGUUCAGGCAAGACUAUGGCGUAUCUUCUGCCAAUAAUCGAGGCUCUGAAAGACCAAGCGGCUCCAAUGCUAUCCGCCGUAGUUGUUGUUCCCAGCCGGCAGCUCGUCAACCAGGCUCUCCAGGUUGCCGAAGAGCUGUGCGCUGGGACAAAGAUAAAAGUGGGCACCGCACUGGGUAGUGUACCGCUGGCGACUGAGCAAAAGGACCUGGUCAAGAUGAGAGCCCAGUACAACCCAAUUAAAGCCAAGCAACUGCAUGCAGAAGCAUCCCAGCAGCUGGAAACUGGGUUUGUUGAGAAGAGCGGCAUACUUGAGGAUCUUAUGAGCAUGCCUCAAGACCAUAUUCCCCGUUAUGAUUCUGGUGUUGAUAUCCUUAUUUGCACUCCCGGGCGGCUCGUCGAGCACAUCGAACACACAACCGGCUUUCUUCUGAAGUCUGUGCGAUGGCUUGUCAUUGAUGAAGCAGAUCAGCUGCUCAAUCAGAACUUUCAAGGUUGGGCAAGCAUGCUGAUGAACGCGCUGCACAGCGACACACCGCCGGAUUUCAUGACUGCUCAGGAGCGGCUCAGAGAACGUGAGAACGGCUCUAUGUGGUCCCUUGCCCUGCCUGCUCGUAGGCAGCUCACCAAAAUCGUUCUUAGUGCUACGAUGGAAAAAGAUCUUACCAAACUCGGAACGCUAAAGCUAAGACGUCCGAAGCUCGUUGUUGUGCAGGAUGAGAAUACGGAAGACCGGCCCCUCCAGAGUGAGGAGAACUUGUUCGAGCUUCCUUCAACACUUGACGAGUAUGCAGCGCCUGUCAAUGACGGUGCCAACAAACCAUUGCACUUGCUGCAUGCUAUGCUCAACUAUGUUUUCGCUGGAGUUGAGUCUUCCAACAAUCCGGAUCCCUCAGGCUCGGACUCAGACUCUGAUUCGUCUUCUGGUGACGAGCCUAAACAUGACCAUGCGUCGAUCGCAGGUCACAUUAGCCGAGUACUGAUCUUCACGAAGAGCACCGAGAGCGCUUCUCGACUAUCACAUCUUCUUUCCGAGCUAGAGCCAUCGUUUAAGAAGUACAUGAAGACCAUGACUCGCGCCUCGACAGCAGAUGCAGCUCGGAGGCUGUUAAGAUCCUUCACGACCGGAGAUGUCAAAAUACUGAUAGCCUCUGAUGCUGCGUCGCGAGGACUCGAUAUCCCUAGUAUUACACACGUCAUCAACUACGACAUGCCCACCAGUAUCACAAGCUACGUCCAUCGUGUUGGACGCACUGCGCGUGCGGGCAAGUCAGGACAGGCGUUGACACUAUUCUCCAAGACUGAAGCCGCCUGGUUCUGGAAGCAGAUCGCUGCAGGCGAGAACAUCAGAAGAGGCGAUAAAAAGGUUAUUCGCAUGGACUGGAAGGAGAAGGAUGUCAUAGGCGAUGGCAAGAAGAAGGCUUAUCGCGCCGCUCUCAAGCAACUCGAAGGCGCUGUGAAAGGUAGCACGGAUACAGCGGAGUAG